This is a messenger RNA of Dichomitus squalens LYAD-421 SS1, 1764 nucleotides long. RefSeq lists its product as uncharacterized. Bases 1 to 1764 code for a protein of 587 amino acids. Lineage: Eukaryota; Fungi; Basidiomycota; Agaricomycetes; Polyporales; Polyporaceae. The record is from RefSeq and is a predicted model, not a curated record. The transcript is spliced from 6 exons.
AUGCCUCGCGGUGGUAGCAAGGUGGGCACUGGCGGCGGCCGUGGUCGCGAUCGCGGUCGCGGUCGUGGUCGUGGUCAUGCCGCCUCCGAUUCUACGCCAGCUUCUGUGACAUUUGAAGACCCUGCACCUCACGUCAGCUCCCCAUCUCAGCAGGACCGAGAACUACUCACAAACCCUCCCUUACUGACACAAUCCAAUGGCCGUGAGAGUGGCCAUGGGCGUGUUCAUGGUCCUGAAGCCUCGUCUCCCACUCACCCGUCUUCCGAAGACUCUCCAAUAGACAACCCUGGAGGCUCCAGAUUCACUGAGGACACAGGCAAGCACGUCACGAUAUCCUCUGUAAAACUUCAUACCCGGGCCAAACAGUCACGACGGUACGAGAAACAAAAUACACAUCAUAUAUUCGACUAUAUCCAUACCUACAACCAGCGCACUCAUAUGUAUGGAACCCGCUCCAGCAAUAUCGACAGGAAUCCCGGCCUCUAUCCAGGUCUCCAAUGGCAGCAAGACAAGACCGACGACGAAAGAAGGGUCGCUGACAGUCAAGCCAAGGUCGACGAGGCUGCGAAGCGUAAGGCCACCAGGACUGCCCAGCAACAACGAGAGGAGGCUGGCUCACGUCGCCUAGCCACUCUCGAGGAUGCACGAUAUCUAGAAGAACGGGAAGAAGAAGCUUACCUCAAAAGAACCACAGCAUCUCGCUACCAGUUGCGACGCGAAGGCGCUUCAAGCGCGCCUACAACCAUUGCCGGCGCGCCUAUGGAAGUUGACGACCGAGGGAUUGGCCAUCCCGGUUUCCAAGGUGCAUCUGCAGAGUUGUAUGAGGAUCGAGGAGAUGAGUAUGAGGACAGCGGUUCUGAAGAUGAUGAGACGCAGCCUUCUCAAGUCCGGCGCAAGGUAAGGCGUCGCGAGGAAGUCCUUGAGAAAAUAUCGAGGUCCCGCCGGCUCAAUGUUGAAGGGGCGCACAGUCCAAGCGUGAAGACCCCUGCCAAGCGACCCACAGAGGACGUUGAAGGGGGGAAGAGACCGCCAAUGAAGCCAGCUGUCAGCGCGUUCAAUGAUGAUUGGUCGCCCAUCUCGACACCAGCCUCACGGGCAUCAUCUGUCGCCCACCCACCCUCAUCCUCCAACUCCUGCCCUUCGUCUGUCUCUCGUACACCCUCGCGUGCUGGCUCACAAGCUCUUAGUUUUGCAACUGGUAAUUGGAAAUCUGUUCUGCUGGGCACAUUAGGCAUGCGCGCAACGCUCCAUGGGGCCGGCGGGCUCGAGGGCCAGGUCUCGCAGGGCAGCAAGACAUCAAAGUCCGGAACAGUCGUUCUUGAGGAGGAGGAGAUUGGUGGCUUGCAAGAUGACGAUAUUGAGGUUGCGCCACCUACAGGUACCUCUGAUUCUGUCGGCAGCUGGAGUACCUCAAUCGUGGAGUUCCACGGUGAGGUUUCUAGCCUCACGAAAUCGAAGUGCACAGCCAAGAAAGACGUGCCGGAAGAUCAGUCACUCUCGGCAGACAAUCUCCCUGCAUGGAUCAAGCCCGCGUGGCCGCAAAUUUCUGCAUCCCUCUGCGCGUUCUACGGUGCUGAGCAAAACCCAUGGAUGUUGGACCGCAAUGAGCAAGACCCGGCACAUAUUGAUAACGUAUUUCAGGUACUUGUUGACGCGCUCUGCCCAGAGAAGCAUUAUGUUGUCGACUCCAGUGAUCAAGCUUUCAAAGUUGUGAGUCUCCCUCUGCUCAUUCCCGAUCCAGCAUGCUCGCCAGACUGUAUAUAA